Messenger RNA from Lachancea sp. 'fantastica', 1647 nucleotides. The record is from the annotation of a GenBank genome assembly. Lineage: Eukaryota; Fungi; Ascomycota; Saccharomycetes; Saccharomycetales; Saccharomycetaceae.
AUGUCCUAUUAUAGUCCCCCUGGUAUCUUCAGACAACCGGCAGUGAAAACCAGAAAGCAGAAGAACCCUCAAACGCCAUCAUUGGAUACAAGUUGCCGUUCGUGGCAAAACAAUACCUCAAGGCUCAAUUCCCCACUCUUAAGAAAAGUUUCCGAAGACAUGAACGACUAUUACACCACAAAACAGCUGCGUAGCGAGUUCUGGACCCUGCCCCACCAGGAAGAGAAUAAAGCAGUUUUUCAAAACUCGCUUUCCAGCGUCGACGACGUGGUGCUGACGUCUUCCAUGGCUCCAUCCGAUAAUCUACAAUUGUUCCGACUCAAUGUCGAAAACCGCGAGACAGCACAGCUAGCUGAGCUGCAAUCUAUUUCGGUGCCUGGUGCACCGGUCACGACGUCAUGCCUGUUCCCACAAAGUUUCAGUAAUCCCAAACAGCCUACAGAGCACGAUCGCUUGCUGUGCUCCGGCCAUCAAGACGGUGUUGUGAAUUUGAUAUCAACGUCCGAGGUCGAAGGUGGCGCCAAAAUCAUCAAACGAUUCAAUCACGCCAAGUAUUUGAAAUCCACGCAGAUUGAAAAUUUAGACUCAUUGCUCCUAGGCAAAAGAGCGUCUCCCAUCAGGCAAGUUAAUGCCUGGAACAACAACGGUUUUAUAUCGAUAGUCAAUGAGUCCCUAUUCAUCUACGAUUUGAACCAACACCGCCUGCCAUUGUACUUACAGAGCUUCACAGGCUUGGAAGCGGUCGAAGCUAAUGCCGACAAUUCAAAUCUACUCGCGCUUGUAGGAUCGCGUUUGGGGCCAAGCGGUCUCUCCUUGCUAGAUUUGAGGUGUGCGGGUGGACAUGGAACCCUUUACAGCCCUGACACAAGUGGCUCAAGCGAAAAUAACGUUUCAACCGCAUGCUGUUGGCUCAAUGAGUAUACGAUUGCAAAUGCAGUCAGCGACUGCGUUAAGAUAUGGGAUAUAAGAUCUCCGGGAUCCAAAUGCACCGUCAAAGGACACAAAGGUUCUGUCAAGGCUCUUAAAUUCCAUAAAGAAUCUCAAAGGCUCUUUACUUCUGAUGAUCAAAACUAUACAUUAGCAUGGGACUUGGAAAAUUUGGACAACGUUUCCGAGUGUCACUUGGCCAAUGGAUUUCAAAGUAUUUGUGAGAAGGACGUCUCUAGAGUAAAACAAUGCGGGAACAUCAUUUCGUCGCCCAAUUUGGCACCUAGUUCACCCUCUUCGCAAACGUCACAUUCCAGAGUAUCUGGCUUCGCAUUACUAGAACUUUACCGCGACGGUUCUUUAUUGACGUUUGACUCGAAAGAGCUAGGAUUGCAUUCAAUUAGGAAUGUUGAGAAACCUCUUGUGCCUCCUAGAAGUGCUCUCCGAAUCCAAGCGGCUCCAGAGAAAAACAACGUGGAGUCGGACAGCACCAUGAAUCAAGAAUCUGUACUUUCCACAUGGGAUAACACUUCAGAAGGUACAGUAGAGAUUGACGAGUUCAGCACCCCCAUCAAAAAUCAGCAACUAAGUCCAAUUAUCAUUCAAGAACAGCAUACCCACAAAGUUCAAAAUCCCAGCCUUUACUCUCUACAAGAGUUCGAGCUGAGCGGUUCAACAAUAUAUAACGAGCAUAUAAUACAUGAGGAAAUCCUCUUGUAG